AUGGCGUUGGUGACCUUGCUACCUAAAAUUUCCACUUUCGUGACGGCGAUGGCGGAGGACAGCUUAAAGGAUUUGAUCGACCAUGAGGCUGCACGGGCUCAGUUUGGGCUUAUGUAUAGAGUUGCAUGUAUGCAACUGCCAGGCAACAAGGCUAAUAAUGCUAAGCCACUGACGCCACACACACACCAGCCACAGAUACGGGUUCCAUUGAAAGUUGCCUUCGGUUCCUGUUUUCAGCUUUGGACCUCUGCCAGGCACCCAAAAAUCAAGUCCCCAUGGACACGUCUGCAUCAGCUCAGGGUUCAUGGCUGCACUAGUGCGGAACGACAGUCGUAUCAUCCUCCACUUGGUAACUUCCCCCACUCAUCCAAGGUUACUAGCUACCUUGUGACUAACCAUAUCCAGGAUUAUGACUGUUUCUAUGCCUCUGUCUUCGAGGUUGAGCAACCUGAAUUGAGGUCGCUACCCUUGGCAGUUCAACAAAAGCAAAUCGUGGUAACCUGCAACUACGAAGCCCGACGGCGAGGUCUGCAUAAGUUGCAGCUCAUCAAAGAUGCCAAGCGCAUCUGUCCCGAUGUGGUAAUAGUCCUGGGUGAAGACUUGACCAAGUUCCGGAAUGCCUCCAAGGAGCUUUAUCAGCUGGUUCGUUCCUUUGUCUGGGGCGGCCGUGUUGAAAAGCUAGGCUUUGACGAGCUCUUUCUCGAUGUCACGGAGAUGAUUGACUACAACACUGGUGUGCUAAAUCAAAAUGACCUGGAGAAUUCAUAUUUCCAUCUUGAUAGGAAUGAUCCGACCGUGGGCUUUUCCUAUAAUGCCACUCGUUUCCAGGGAUCGACCUUUCCCGCAAUGGAGGCAGCCUCCAUCGCUCGGAAAGAUACGACUUCGUUGGAAAUGAGGUUGCUCGUCGCCUCUCAUUUACAGGGUCAUAUACGGAGUAAACUGGAACAUGAAAUAGGCUUUACGGCUACGGGCGGGAUCUCAACCUCCAAACUGCUGGCAAAGUUGGUCGGUAAUGUUCACAAGCCCAACGGCCAAACGACUCUUCUGCCGCCAUAUACGGCAACGGAAAAUAAUACUAGCAACGUGCUCCAGUUCCUUGAUGAGCAUGAGAUCCGGAAGAUUCCUGGAAUCGGUUCUCGGAUUGCCCAGAAACUGAAAUCCCAUAUCACAGGGCAAGAGAGCGUCGACGAGAAGAUCACAGUCAAAGAUGUUCGACAGUUCCCUGGCAUGGGCCCACCUUUACUGGACAGGAUCCUUGGCGGGCCAGGCUCAGUGAAAGGGAUCGGGAUGCGCAUGUGGAGCAUUCUCCAUGGAGUAGAUAAUUCCGAGGUGCUCGAGGGUCGCGAUGUGCCCACCCAGAUCAGCAUCGAGGAUUCUUAUGGCCGGUUAGAUACCCUCGAGGGUGUACGACGAGAGCUCGUAGUGUUGUCGCGAAGUCUCAUCCGCCGCGUAAGAACCGAUCUGCUUGAUACGAGUGAUGAAAGUGCACCCCAAGGGAGAUGGCGUGCUCAUCCUCGCACAGUGCGAUUAUCGACCCGACCAAGACCUCCGCCAGAUUCGGGUGGGCGUUCAUACAAUUCCAAUCGCAUCUCUCGCUCGGCACCUCUACCACCCUUUGUUUUCAACUUGGAUGAGAAUAUCGAUGCAUUGGCCGAGCGGCUGGUCCGGGAAAGCCUUUUUUCUAUGUUUCGCAAACUACAUCCCGAAAAGACGGGGUGGAACCUCAGUUUAUUGAACGUUGCGGUUACCAAUAUGGUGGAGAGCGCAGGAGAUCAGAAGCAGAAUAGUGGACGUGAUAUUGGGAAGAUGUUUCGCCAACAGGAGACAGUACUUAAGGAUUGGACUGUGCGGGAACCUGAGUCCUCUGAUAUGCCGUUGCCCGGUUCCCCUGAGAUACAGUCACAGUCGGACGAUGGCUGGGACGAUGAUGAACCCUUGGGGAAUGUGGACUGCCCUAUAUCACGAUCACAGGCCUCAGAGGCCAUUCGACGGGUGACGCCCGUCGAUAAUGCCAUCAUCCGUACUCCUUCACAUCAGAUAGACCACCUGUCCGAAUUUGAUAUCACCUUCUCCUUACACCAAGACGGCAAGCGCAUAAAGCUAGAACUCAAGCCCAAUCAUGAUAUCUUGGCCGACAACGCUUACGUGCAAUAUGUCGGCGUCGACGGCACAAUAAAACAUGCGGAACCGAUCAAGCGAGACGAGCACAAAGUGUUCCAAGGCCGUGCCUUGGUAGGAUCCGGAACGGGGAGAUGGACGCCCGUGGGCUGGGCAAGAAUCACCAUCAAAAGGGAUGGCCUGGAGCCUCUCUUUGAAGGUGCUUUCAGUGUCGACAAUAACAAGCAUCACAUUGAGUUGCAGUCCACCUACCUCGACAAGAAGCGCCCGAUCGAUGCCCAUGUGGAACCCAGAGAUGGGGAAUCUAUGGUCGUCUACCGUGACUCCGACAUGUUUGGCUAUACGCACUCUGAGCUCAAGCGAUCGCUUCCCGUAUCUGAGGGCUGUGGGGCAGAUCAACUUGGGUACAAUGCUGAUCUGUCUAACUCGAUCUUCGGGUAUGACAUGGACGAAACAGAUGAUAUUGGCGGUGUCUCGGGCAACACUGGUGGUGUGAAUCUGAGAACGACCAUCGGUGAUAACAGUGGAUGUCCUAAAACGAAGAAAGUCGCCUUGAUCGGAAUUGCAACGGAUUCGGCCAAGGACUGGCUUAUCAACAUGGUCAACACGGCUUCAAGUCUCUAUGAGGAAUCUUUCAAUAUCUCCAUUGGUUUGCGCAAUCUUACAGUCUCCGCGACAGGCUGCCCUACCACGGGUUCCUCCGCUACGCCAUGGAACGUGGAUUGCAACGGUGGAAAUGUCACCUGGCGCCUGAACGAAUUCUCCAAGUGGCGCGCAUCUCAUUCAGAUGACAAUGCCUACUGGACUCUAAUGACAAACUGCCCAACAGGGAGCGAGGUUGGAGUUUCAUGGAUGGGUCGUCUAUGCUCUUCCGACCUAGUGAGCUCUGGAGAGAACUCUGUGACCGGUGCCAACGUCGUAGUGCGCAAUGCCGGUUCCUCCUGGCAAGUGUUUGCCCACGAGACUGGUCACACCUUCGGAGCAGUGCACGAUUGUGAGGAUCAAGCAUGCACAGAGAAAUUAGAUGCCUCGUCCCAAUGCUGCCCGCUGAGUUCGUCGACCUGCAAUGCCGGUGCGAAAUACAUCAUGAACCCCUAUGCUAAGAACACCAUGACCGAGUUUUCGGAGUGUACAAUCGGUAACAUCUGCUCUGCCAUUGGCAAGAACAGCAUCAAGUCCACUUGUCUGUCCGAUAACCGCGGCGUCGUCACCAUCAGCGGCAGCCAAUGCGGCAACGGUAUCGUUGAAGGCGACGAGGAGUGUGACUGCGGCGACGAAAAAAGCUGCAGCGACAACUCCUGCUGUGACGCAAAGACCUGCAAAUUCAAAGGCAGUGCCGUCUGCGACGACGCCAAUGACAGCUGCUGUGACAAAUGCCAGUUCGCCGCUGCCGACACCGUCUGCCGCGCCAGCACCGGAGAAUGCGACAUCGCCGAGACCUGCAGCGGCACCUCGAGCUCCUGUCCCGACAACAAAUACAAAGACGACGGUUCCAGCUGCGGCGCCAAGGGCCAGGGUCUCAGCUGCGCCAGCGGCCAAUGCACCAGCCGUGACUACCAGUGCCGCACGGUGAUAGGCUCGAUGCUGAACACCAACGACACCUGGGCCUGCGAUAACACUGAUAAGCCAUCUUGCAGUCUCGUGUGCGGCGCUCCCUCACUCCAACACUCGAUGGGUGUUAAAGAGUGCAUCUGGAUGAACCAGAACUACCUCGACGGUACACCCUGCGACGCUGGCGGCCGCUGCAGCGCAGGCCAGUGCAAGGGCUCCUCGGCCCUGGGCUGGAUCCACCAGCACGAGAAGCUGGUUAUCGGCAUCUGUGUCGGUGUCGGCUCGUUCAUCCUGCUCGCUAUCUUCUUCUGUAUCUAUAGUCGCUGCAAGCGCAGUGCACAGCUGCGUAAGGCGCGCAAGGCUAUCCCCCCUGGUACAUAUCGUCGCUAUAAUGGACCCCAGCCUACUGCUCGCCAGCCUAUGGACCAGUGGCAUGGAUACUGGAAUGGCGGAUAUACGAAUGUGCCUCCCCCUCCUGGUCCCCCGCCACGAUACUCAUGA
Molecule: messenger RNA, 4170 nt
Organism: Penicillium mononematosum
Lineage: Eukaryota; Fungi; Ascomycota; Eurotiomycetes; Eurotiales; Aspergillaceae
Gene: admB
Exons: 5
Coding region: 1-4170 (1389 amino acids)
Biological process (GO): translesion synthesis; proteolysis
Molecular function (GO): damaged DNA binding; DNA-directed DNA polymerase activity; metalloendopeptidase activity
Source: RefSeq, a predicted model, not a curated record